Messenger RNA from Rangifer tarandus platyrhynchus (Svalbard reindeer), 354 nucleotides. The record is from the annotation of a GenBank genome assembly. NCBI's taxonomy places the organism in Eukaryota, Metazoa, Chordata, Mammalia, Artiodactyla, Cervidae.
AUGGACAGCACAUUUGGAAGCCUCGGGUGCAGGAAAGGCCUCCCGAGGGGACGUGUGGAGGCGAAGAUCCGGCUUGAUUUGGGUGGGGAACAGGUGGGUGUGCACACGUGGAGGAGGAGGAUGAGGCCAGACCCGGGGAAGGGGCUCGAGAGGCUGAGGGGAGCUGAGACGUGGGGCGGUGAGGAGGGCUGGGCGCGGGUGCUGUGGCGACCGGGGGCACCGACGUGCGUGCCGCCUGUGGGACGGAACGCGGACGGGGGCGUGGUGAGGGUGCUGAGAAGUCAGGUGACGAAGCGAGGCGCAGCUCCUCACGUUCCGAUUUGGGGGAACGUUUAUCGAAAGGCAAGUUUCUGA